Messenger RNA from Clunio marinus, 252 nucleotides. The record is from the annotation of a GenBank genome assembly. NCBI's taxonomy places the organism in Eukaryota, Metazoa, Arthropoda, Insecta, Diptera, Chironomidae.
AUGAAUAUAACUUUACUUAUCUUACCAGUUUUAAAGGCAAAUGAACAUUCAGGGAAAAAUGAAGAAUAUUUUUCAAAUAACGAACUUGAAGAAAAUCAAAAUAUACCUAUUUAUAGAAAAUCAACAAAGGUGCAGAAACUUCCACAAAAAGGAAGAAGAACAGAAAAUCACGAAACAGUAAAUCAGCCUGAAGUUCAACAACCCGUAGUUAAAAGAGCUCGGAUAAAAGUCACAAAGAAUCAUUGCGAUUGA